This is a messenger RNA of Morus notabilis, 1404 nucleotides long. RefSeq lists its product as uncharacterized. The record is from RefSeq and is a predicted model, not a curated record. The transcript has a single exon. NCBI's taxonomy places the organism in Eukaryota, Viridiplantae, Streptophyta, Magnoliopsida, Rosales, Moraceae. The coding region runs from base 203 to 1207 and encodes 334 amino acids.
AAAAAUAUAACGACUUAAUAUAGUUUCUUAGAGAAGUAGGGGUAAUUUUGAAACCCUCAAUUUCUCAAAUUGUCCCCUCCCAAAGCCACACUUCUCCUCCAAUCCCAUCUUGUAGUUAUAGCUAGCUUCUCAUCUUCUUUCUCUUCAAUCUUCUUCUUCUCUCUAAACUCAAAAUCCCAUUUCAACAAAAAUUAACAACCAGAUGGAUAGAGAACAAGAAGAGAUGCAGUUUUUAGGCCCUAUUGGUAUCCUAGAAGAAUCCUACAAGACCAUCAUGUCAUGUAGAAGAGUCCUCAGCCAAAUCACCCUCUUCUUGAUCCUCCCCUUGGCCCUCCUCAUCCUCAUCCACAUCGAGGUCUCCGACGUCGUCCUCAACAAGAUCGUCAACAACGAGGUUGACCUAAGCGACGCCCAAGUCGGAAGCCCUAAAUACGACAAGCUCUCCGACCUCGUCUCCUCCGAGUGGACCUUCCUCAUCCUCUUCAAACUCGCCUACUUCACCUUUCUCCUCAUUUUCUCUCUCCUCUCGACGUCCGCCGUGGUUUACACCAUCGCGUGCGUUUACACCGCGAGAGACGUGUCGUUUAAGAAGGUCAUGAGUGUCGUCCCCAAGGUUUGGAAGAGGCUCAUGGUAACCUUCUUGUGGACCAUCCUCGCCUUCUUUGUCUACAACGUUGUGGCAACCAUUUUCCUUUUUGUUGCCGUUUUAUUUAUUUUUUCCAUAAGCUACAAGGCAGGGUUAGGGUUUAUUGCCGUUUUUUCGGUUUUAUACGUUGUGGGGUUUGUGUACUUGAGCUUGGUUUGGCAGUCGGCGAGUGUAGUAUCGGUUUUAGAAGAGGCGCGUGGGAUUCAAGCCAUGAACAAGAGUAGAGCACUACUGAAGGGAAAGGUGUGGACGGCAAUAUUCGUAUAUGGGAUUCUAACGUUGUUGAGUUUUGGGCUUCAAUACGCGUUCCAAAAGCUUGUCGUUUAUGGAGGGAGGUUUGGGAAUUUGGAGAGAGUGUUUUAUGGGAUGAUUUGUUUGUUGGUUUCGGUGAAGUUGAUAUUGUCUGCUCUUGUUAUUCAGACUGUUCUUUACUUUGUUUGCAAGUCGUAUCACCAUGAAAACAUCGACAAGUCGGCUUUGUCGGAUCAUCUUGAGGUUUAUCUUGGAGAAUAUGUUCCUCUCACGGCUAAGGAUGUCCAACUUGAACAAUAUCACGUUUGAAUUAACAAUAAUAUUGUUAUUGUUCAUCCAAUAUUAUCCAUCGGUCGAGUACUCUCUGGAAAUAUUAGUGGUACUUUCUACCAAUCAAUCAUACAAAUUAAGCUUGCUUGUUAUUUUAUGAAGAAGAUACUUUGUAUUAUUUCUUACUGAUCAUGUAUCCCUUUGUUAAUUUCGGCAUUUUUCUCUGUUUUGUUAUA